Molecule: messenger RNA, 5633 nt
Organism: Sinocyclocheilus grahami
Lineage: Eukaryota; Metazoa; Chordata; Actinopteri; Cypriniformes; Cyprinidae
Product: maestro heat-like repeat-containing protein family member 1
Exons: 38
Coding region: 305-4678 (1457 amino acids)
Cellular component (GO): cytoplasm
Source: RefSeq, a predicted model, not a curated record
UGCGUUCCUCCUGAGCAGAAGCACGUGAUUAGGCGUGUUUACCUAUGGUACAAUGUAGCGUCUGAGACCAUCAACCUAGCCGAAUAAUCAAUUAUACGGUCACGUUUAGUAUCAGAAGCGGUUAUUGGAUUUACAUCAGGGCCUUCACUGACUAGUAACUGCUCAAUGCAUGCGAGAAAGGGGAAGUCGUGUGUGUAGCCUGAGGUCGAGCGAGCGAAGCAGACAGACGAGGGGAAAGAGUGGGCUCUUUUGAGGAUUACAGGACCACCAGAUGCAUUCCUAAAUCUCUGCUGCUAGCCUCAUUAUGGGCGUUAUAGAGGAGACCGACUUAGAGCAGGUGACCCUGGCUCUUUUGGAUGGUGCCAACGACAGAGAUCCAGUGGUGCAGGAACAGGUCAGGAAGUCCAUCUUGACACUGGGGAACCAGCAGCCUGAUAAAGUCCUGUCCAUGUGCCAGGACUACCUGCUCAAACAUCCCAAGCUGGUGGUCGGGCACAGAGUGGUGAUCUUGCAAACCAUUGAAUUGGUGGUGAAGAGCAGGAUUGAUGACGUCAGUUACCCCAAGAUCAAGAGUGUCAUACAGCUGGCAUCAGAUGAGAUGACUAAAUCAAAGGAGGUUGUCCCGGAAUGGCAGCAAGCAGCCAGUAAUAUUCUGGUUGCUGUGGGAAACAAAUAUAUUAAUGACAUCAUGGAGGAGAUACUCGGCAAGUUCCAGCCAGGAGUUUUGCCUCACUUUUUUGUGGUCCAAACUAUCCUUGGUGGGGUAAACUUGACAAAUUGCAUUCAUUUUCACUUCUAUAUUUGGCUGUUUUUGCCCCCAGCCAACACGUUCCCGGACCGUCUGAUGGUGUUUGUCCUCCAGAGGUUGGAGAACAGUAACGAAAGGAACAGAAUGGGCUCACUUGCUGUUCUCAGACACCUCAUCAACGCAUCCACCUCCAUUAUGGAAACCAAGAAGCUCCUAAUUCUAGCCAGCAUCAGGCAACCUCUGGCUGACCACAGCAAUAAGGUGAAGAAGAGAGUGGUGCAGGUGAUCAGUGCUAUGGCUCAUCAUGGUUACCUAGAGCUAGAGGGAGGAGACCUGCUUGUCCGUUUCAUCAUCCAGCACUGUGCUCUACCAGACACUUACCAUCGAGGACAGCGACCUCCAGACCCAGAGGAAGUGACCAAUGAGGCUCUGCGUAGCAUGUGUGAUAACACAUUGCAUCUUUUCACUACUACUGUGGGCCGCCUGACAGAUGUUCUAUGGCCUAUGUUGCUUUGCUACCUGACCCCAAAUCAGUACGCCAGCGCCACUACCCCCUUGUGCAAGAGUUUAAUUCUGCUGGCCAAUAAGAAACGAGCAGCCCAAGAAGCCAGCUUCAUCAUCAACUUCAAUGCACAAGGCUCUAGUCUUCCCUCACAAUAUAUCCUGAUGAUAAGGCUCUUGGUAAAUGCCGCAUUACCAUUUCGAUGCAGGGGGCACGGUGCUCCCUCCCUGAGUCUGCUCAAUGCUCUCAGCCCUAACAUUCACCCUAAAGCCGAGCCUCUGUGGGAAAACGAGAUUCCAAAGAUGCUCAGUUAUCUUGAAGAAUCAACAGAUGAUUCUCUGGAUAAAAAGAAGUGGGAAGAAAGUUUACUUCAGAUGCUGUCUAAAACUCUGGCAGCUAUUGACGACAGCCAGUGGACAGGUCAGCUUGCAGUAGAAGCUACACGAUACCUUCCUACCUACAACAAUGCUCUGGAGGAGAAGCGUUUUUUGUAUAGGUGUAUCGGUGUGAUUCUCCAGCAGUGCUAUAAUAAAGAGCUGGUCAGGAAACAGCUGCAGGAGAUCCUGAUCAGCACUCGUCACAAUGAUGCAAUCGAAAGAACGGGUGUUGCCAUGGGAAUCGGGCUGUGUGCCAGCAGUCAUCUCGAUGGCACUCUGGAAAAACUGGAGGAGUUUGGGAAGUCUGACGCCUUCAGGAAAGCCUCAGGGAUAUUUGGUCUUCUCAAAGAUAAAAACGAUGUUGAUGUGGAGAAAAUGAAAAGCACUCUCAUUUUGUGUUAUGGAUAUGUUGCGUUGCACGCUCCAGAAGAUCAGCUCCUCACUCGCAUAGACAGUGACAUUCUCCAAAACAUCUCCAAGAACUUCAACACCAAGGUUCUGGGAAUUAAAGUAGAGACCAAGGACCUGACUAUGAAGCUCAGUCUCAUUCAUAGUGUCGGACUCAUUGCCAAGGCCAUCAGCCAAAGUGUUCGUAAACAGGGCUUCCUGUUCUCCCGCAAACAAGAGCUGAUGGGCGUUAUGAUGGAUUUCAUAAAAGCAGAACCAACAGAUGUCAUGCGGACCCCUGUUCGCCAUCUUGUUUUGACCACAUGUGCCAACCUUAUAAACUUAGAUCCUCCUUUAACAGAAAAUGAAAUCUUUGACUUGUUAAAAACAUGUUUGAAUGGAGUUUAUGGGCUUCCUACUGUGGACACUCCAGACAAGGCUAAAGAUGAAGAAGCCCUGGACCCACAGCAAAGAGAGGUCUUAUAUUCAGAUACUUUUAAUGCUCUUCAUGAAUUGUUGAGGAAUGUGUUAGUCAGAGACUUGAGUCCUGAUGGUCUGCAAUCUGUGUUCAAGCAUAUAGAGAGCUGGCUGAGCUCAGGACAAGACCAUGAGCGGGAGAGGGCAGUAAAGACCACAGCAGAGUUACUGCAGUUCUACUUGGACAAUCUCAGUGUGAAGAAUCUGGUGACAUUCCAUAAUUUGGGAGCUCUUGUGGGGCGCCUGUCCCCACGGUGCACAGACCCAAACCCUGAGGUGCGACGAGCAGCUAUAGACUGCAUCUAUAGACUAAUGUACAUUCAGCUGCGCUAUGAAGGCUUUUCACUGGACUACAAGGAUGAUUCAGUUGAGGGCUUGUUAGAUGUUCGUGAGAAGCUAAGCAAUCCUGACCAUUCAGUUUUGUAUAAAACAUGCUCUGAACUGACUAAGAUCAUCAGUAAGCGUUUGCCCCAGCAGCAGUUGAGCACCCUGUUGUUUAUGCUAUUUGAUGGUUUGGUGGACUCUCAGUCCAACUGUUCCAGAGCAUCCAGCGUGAUCCUCAACACCUUGCUGAAGAACAGAGGUGCUGGCCUGCAGGAUCUGAUGACCUGUGCCCUGCGUGAGAUGAUGCUGAAUGGCCAGUCAGCUGACGCCGUGGCAUAUGUGUUUCCAAAGCUCUUCAGCUCUCUACUGGUGCGUUUGGGCUCCAGUGUGGGAGUUCAGCUACCUAAAGAUCUCAACAGCAACAGCAUCAUUUCAGACCGCAAAACAACCAACAAAAUUAAUGUGAUCAAUUUUGAUGUGUGUGGGGUGGCAGUGGAGGCCCUGCGGAUCCUGCUGGGUCGAGCUCAGCUGGACGCUAUGACCUGUGCCCUGCGUGAGAUGAUGCUGAAUGGCCAGUCAGCUGACGCCGUGGCAUAUGUGUUUCCAAAGCUCUUCAGCUCUCUACUGGUGCGUUUGGGCUCCAGUGUGGGAGUUCAGCUACCUAAAGAUCUCAACAGCAACAGCAUCAUUUCAGACCGCAAAACAACCAACAAAAUUAAUGUGAUCAAUUUUGAUGUGUGCGGGGUGGCAGUGGAGGCCCUGCGGAUCCUGCUGGGUCGAGCUCAGCUGGACGCUGUCAUGAAACCAUUAGAUCAGGAGGGAGCUUGGGACAAGAUGAAGGACCCGCAGCAGCACACAACAGGAGUCACUCUGCUCUCCAGAGCAAUGGCAAAGCAUGCUGGUCCAAGACUCCCUGCUAUUGUGGAAGGUCUGUGUCCUUCUCUCUGUAAUAUUUAUGAGUGCCAGAGGAUCACAGUCACAGCAUUCUUCUCUGAGCUGCUGAACCACCAUGUAGUGACUGAACUGAUGAUUUUGGACAUGUUGAUGAACAACAUGAUGGAAAGAAUUACUGACACCUGCGGUACGGUUCGCAUGCUGGCGGUCCGAGGCCUGGGGAACAUUGCUGUGGGCUCACCUGAAAAGGUGAAUAAAUAUGCAAAGGAGCUUUUAGCUGCCAUGAGUUCAGGUAUGGAAGAAAAGGACGAUCCAGGGAAACUCAUCACACUGGAGGCCAUGUCUGGAAUGUCCAAAAUAUUGCUUUACCUGGACCAAAAGAACGUCCACCUGCUUGUGGUUUACAUCUUCAUGAAGAUUAAACCAUUUCUGGAGAAUGAGAACGAUGAGAUCCGAUGCGCUUCCAUCAUGCUCCUGGGGAACCUGUCGAAGUUCGGUUCGGGUGAGCCCGUCUUUAAAGACCAGAUCCACAAUGUUCUGGUCAGCUUGCUGUUGCAUCUCAGUGACCCCAACCCUCAAGUGGUCAAGGCAUGCAAGUACUCCAUGCGCAUAUGUGCUCCAAUCGUAGGUUCAGAACAGAUCUCUGCCAUGUUCCAGAAUCAUCUUCUUGAGGAGAAGGGUCUGCAUUAUGGAGAGUUCAUUAAUGACCUCACUAAAUACCUAAUCCAGGAUUUUCCAGGCAUGCUGAACUUCUACCACAUCACAGUCAUUCAGUUCUUCAAGAGUAACUGGGCUGAGAUCAGAGCCAGUGCUGCCAUGUUUAUUGGGUUUUUGCUGGGGAACCUUCAUGAUGAGCAUUUCUCCCAUAUGAACAUGGGGUCAGUGACCAAAGGUCUGGUGAUGCUGCUGCAGGAUCCAGAUCCUCUCGUGCGAGUGAAAGCCGCUGAAGCCAUGGGUCAUUUUCACUGACGUUACCUCCACUCUAUAACCAAUCAGAUUAGUCUUAGAUUUUUGUUGCUUUGAAUUGAUGUGUUAUAAUAAACCUUGAAAGGUUUUUAUUAUUGACCAAAGACUGUGCACUAAUUCUGAAUGAAAGGAGAAGAAUAAAAUGGAGAAUUUAUUGAUGUUACAGCACUUUUAAGUUUCACCAGUGGCGCUUUUUAAUGUGAGGUAUGUACCUGUAAGCCCUUUAAAAAUUAGACUUACAAAAUUGUACGCAAGUACACUGAUAUUGCUGAUAUUACUUGCUUGACCAUUCCUGUAGCGUGCUAAAUGCAUAUCACCACUUUAAAUCAUUCAAUCAUUAAAAUGUAUGUAGGAUGAAUCAAUAGAUUUUAAACCAAAACCAAAAAGGUUAUUCUGGUAAUUAAAUCAAAUGUAGUGCUCAGUUAGAGUUUGAUCCCAUAAAAUCAGACCGUUGAGUCAUAUUGACCACCAUAAACCUUCAGCAAUAAAUCACCCUAAUAGGGAUGUGCAUUAGCAUUAACCGCAACUGUAAUCUCCUUUUGUGAAAUCACAAUCAAAAAUGAUAUUUAAAUAAGCAUUUGUAGUGUUUUUGCUGUGACGUCUGUGGCUCUGAAUAUGUCUCAUGCACUAGUGGAGCAAACACAAUUGUGCUUCCUUCUCGACCAAGUCAUAAAAGUAGAUAAAAACUGUGCCAAAACAGAGAUUUGUAAAGAAUAAAUUGUAUUAGAGUAGAUGUUUAAAGAUUUCUGACAUGUUUCAUACUCAUUUUGUGAAGCGUCUGUGUAGCUGAAACACCAGUGCCGGCCUUUCUAUGGCACUUGUCUUGUUCCGUUUUGUAAAUUGUAUGUUAAUUCACAAGUGUGGCCACUGUUUCAGAGUUUGAGCAUGAAGAGUGUUGACAUAAGUCAGUUAAAUACUUUUUUUUUUUAAAUCAUCUUAAUAAACAGGACAAAAUUGA